UGCAGGUUCUGGGGAGGGUCACUCCCUCCCUGCCAAAGGAAGAGUCCACUUCUCAGUGAAGCCUAGCUGGGCCUGGAUGUGUUAGACGGUAGCUGAUCACUAUGAUUCUUCUUGCUGUGCUUUUUCUCUGCUUCAUUUCCUCAUAUUCAGCCUCUGUUAAAGGUCACACAACUGGUCUCUCAUUAAAUAAUGACCGGCUGUACAAACUCACAUACUCCACUGAAGUUUUUCUUGACCGGGGCAAAGGAAAACUCCAAGACAGUGUGGGUUACCGAAUUUCAUCCAAUGUGGACGUUGUCUUACUGUGGAGGAACCCGGACGGUGAUGAUGACCAGCUGAUCAAAAUCACGAUAAAGGAUGUAAAUGUUGAAAAUGUGAAUCAGCAGAGAGGAGAGAAGAGCAUUUUUAAGGGAAAAAAUCCAUCCAAAAUCUUAAGAAAGGAAAACUUGGACACUUUGAAAAGACCUGUGCUCCUCCAUCUAAUACAUGGAAAGGUCAAAGAGUUCUACUCAUAUCAAAAGGAGCCAGUGGCCAUAGAAAAUCUCAAGAGAGGCCUGGCUAGCCUAUUUCAGAUGCAGUUAAGCUCUGGAACCACCAAUGAGGUAGAUAUCUCUGGGGAUUGUAAAGUGACCUACCAGGCGCAUCAAGACAAAGUGACCAAAAUUAAGGCCUUGGAUUCAUGCAGAAUAGAGAGGACUGGAUUUACAACCCCAAAUCAGGUCUUGGGUGUCACUUCAAAAGCCACAUCUGUCACUACCUAUAAGAUAGAAGAUAGCUUUGUAGUAGCCGUGCUUGCAGAAGAGACACAUGCUUUUGGAAUGAAUUUUCUACGAACAAUUUCAGGCAAAAUAGUAUCGAAGCAGAAAUUGGAGCUGAAGACAACUGAAGCAGGCCCAAGACUGAUGCCUGGAAAGCAGGUUUCAGCCAUAAUUAAAGCAGUUGAUUCAAAGUACACAGCCCUUCCCAUUGUGGGACAAGUCUUUCAGAGCAAGUGUAAAGGAUGCCCUUCUCUCUCGGAGCACUGGCAGUCCACCAGAAAACACCUACAGCCAGACAUCCUGGGCAAGGCUGAGGCUGUCAGAAGCUUCCUGGAUUUCGUUCAGCGCCUGAGGACUGCAAAGAAAGAGGAGAUCCUACAAAUCCUAAAGGCCGAAAACAAGGAAGUACUACCUCAGCUGGUUGAUGCUGUCACUUCUGCUCAGACAUCAGAUUCAUUAGAUGCCAUUUUGGACUUCUUGGAUUUCAAAAGUGACAGUAGUGUUAUCCUUCAGGAGAGGUUUCUCUAUGCCUGUGGAUUUGCCUCCCAUCCCAAUGAAGAACUCCUUAGAGCACUCAUUAGUAAGUUCAGAGGUUCCUUUGCCAGCAACGACAUCAGAGAAACUGUUAUGAUCGUCAUUGGGGCCCUUGUCAGGAAGCUGUGUCAGAAUGAAGGCUGCAAACUCCAAGCAGUGGUAGAAGCCAAGAAGUUAAUUCUGGGAGGACUUGAAAAAGCAGAGAAGAAAGAGGACACCAUGAUGUACUUGCUGGCUCUGAAGAACGCCCUGCUCCCAGAAGGCAUCCCACUCCUCCUGAAGCAUGCAGAGUCAGGACAGGGGCCCAUCAGCCACCUCGCUACCACCGCUCUCCAGAGAUACGAUGUCCCUUUCAUAACUAAUGAGGUGAAGAAGACUUUGAACAGGAUAUACCACCAGAAUCGUAAAGUACAUGAAAAGACUGUGCGCACUACUGCAGCUGCUGUCAUUUUAAAUAACAACCCAUCCUACAUGGAAGUAAAAAACAUCCUGCUCUCUAUUGGGGAACUUCCCAAAGAAAUGAAUAAAUACAUGCUCGCUAUUGUUCAAGACAUCCUACGUUUUGAAAUGCCUGCAAGUAAAAUGGUCCGUCGAGUUCUGAAGGAAACGGUUGUUCAUAAUUAUGACCGUUUCUCCAAGAGUGGAUCCUCUUCGGCCUAUACUGGCUAUGUAGAACGUCAUCCCCAUUCAGUGUCUACGUACAGCCUUGACAUUCUUUACUCUGGCUCCGGUAUUUUGAGGAGAAGUAACCUGAACAUCUUUCAGCGCAUUGGGAAGGCUGGUCUUCACGGUAUCCAGGUGGUCAUUGAAGCCCAAGGACUGGAGACCUUAAUUGCAGCCACUCCAGAUGAGGGAGAAGAGAAUCUUGACUCCUAUGCUGGCAUGUCAGCCAUCCUUUUUGAUAUUCAACUCAGACCUGUCACUUUUUUCAAUGGGUACAGUGAUUUGAUGUCCAAAAUGCUGUCAGCAUCUAGUGACCCUGUCAGCGUGGUGAAAGGACUUAUCCUGCUAACAGAUCAUUCCCAGGAGAUUCAGUUGCAAUCUGGACUGAAGGCCAAUAUGGGGAUCCAGAGCGGUCUAGCAAUUGAUAUAUCUGGUGCAAUGGAGUUUAGUCUGUGGUAUCGUGAGUCUAAAACCCGAGUGAAAAAUCGUGUAUCCCUGGUAAUAGUUGGUGACAUCACUGUGGACUCCUCUUUUGUGAAAGCUGGCCUGGAAAUCAGUGCAGAAACAGAAGCAGGCCUAGAGUUCAUCUCCACAGUGCAGUUUUCUCAGUACCCAUUCUUAGUUUGCCUGCAAAUGGACAAGGAUGGAAUUCCUUUCAGGCAAUUUGAGACAAAGUAUGAAAGGCUGUCCACAGGCAGAGGCUACAUCUCACGGAAAAGAAAAGAAAGGCUGCUAUCCGGAUCUGAAUUUCCGCUCCACCAAGAGAACUCCGAGAUGUGCAGGGUGGUAUUUGCCCCUCAGCCAGAAAGUUCCUCCAGUGGUUGGUUUUGAAACUGAUGGGUGGUGUUUCACUUGAAUUGGUCUCCCCAGAAGGGGUAUGAAGUGACAUGCCUAAGUACUUGCUCUCUGAGAGCACAGUGUUUACAUAUUUACCCAUAUUUAAGAUUUUUGUAAAAAGCUAUGAAAAACCUCAAAUGAUUAAAUUUGGGCCUAUUCAGUAUCCUACCUACAGUGUCAUUUUGAGCCACUAUAAGUGAUACUUUUAGCUACAUUCUUAUUUUUCCUGUACCUCUCUCAAAUCCCAUUUGAUAUAGUGAGAAUAGUUCUGCCCCAAGAAACUAUUGUUUAUAAAAUGCAAAACAAAACACAUGUAUUCUCAGGAGAACCCAAUUUUGUUUCAACAAUUUUCAAGUAACAUGUAUAAAAACCUUUGAUGGAACCUUAAAUGUGGCUUGUUUCUACCAAACAUGUUGCCCAAUUAGAAAGAAAACAUACCUUUUUUCCCCCUUUUUAUGGAAGUGAGGGGAGGGGACAUAACUUUUUAAGACUUGUUAGCUAGCUUUAAGAAUGAAUUUUUAUAUCUUCUCUUAGUUGUACUAAGCAUUGUGGUAGAUGGCAAACUGAAUUAAAAUAUUCAAAUUGAUAUUUAAAAUAUCUUUCUGCUGACCAUGUAGUCAGAUUGCUAGAAGAAAGCCAUUCAGUCCUCUCUGCCUUCUGCCCUGCAAAAAUAUUGGACUUAGCAAUAAGAAUUAGAAGUGUUAAUUUCAGAAACUCCACUCAAUUUUUCUUGUGCUGCAUCUCUUUGAGACUGUAUUGUGGUACACUGUCCUUUAUAAGGGACAUCUUCAUAUAUUCUUCAUUUUAUUGUUUAUUCAAUUGUUUUGUGGUAGAAGUUCCAGUUUGUUUGACUGCAAUCUGUACAAGAGCCAGAAGGGCAGAGAGAAUUUAACAUUGCUUUGAGGAAGUGUUGGAUUUGUACUUCUAAAACAUGAAAUGAAAAAGAUUGUUUUUAUUUGUACAAAUUAAAGGAACCAUGUUAAAAAAUUUUCAAAUAUUUAUUAAUAAAAUGGAUACAUGUGUUUAUAGGGUUAAACUCAAUACAGGUAACAGAUGUUCAUUUGUCCAUUACACACACCCAUACAAUGGAAGUUAACUAGCCCCCCACUGGUUGCAAACUUAAAAUGAUGUGGGAUGAAAUAAAUAUGUGGGAAUCCUAUUGAA
Molecule: messenger RNA, 3956 nt
Organism: Manis javanica (Malayan pangolin)
Lineage: Eukaryota; Metazoa; Chordata; Mammalia; Pholidota; Manidae
Gene: MTTP
Product: microsomal triglyceride transfer protein
Biological process (GO): cholesterol homeostasis; lipid transport; lipoprotein metabolic process
Cellular component (GO): endoplasmic reticulum; basolateral plasma membrane; Golgi apparatus
Molecular function (GO): lipid binding
Source: RefSeq, a predicted model, not a curated record